Molecule: messenger RNA, 5401 nt
Organism: Mizuhopecten yessoensis (Yesso scallop)
Lineage: Eukaryota; Metazoa; Mollusca; Bivalvia; Pectinida; Pectinidae
Product: inverted formin-2-like
Exons: 17
Coding region: 141-3758 (1205 amino acids)
Biological process (GO): actin cytoskeleton organization
Molecular function (GO): actin binding; small GTPase binding
Source: RefSeq, a predicted model, not a curated record
CAGUAAUGUUUGAUUAAUGCUUCUGGUCUCGAUCAAAUAAUCAAACAGCGACAGUCUGCGCGGGAAACACAACAGCAGGAAGACUAAGGAUGAGGGAAAAUGUGACAUCGCUAUAAUCCUGACCGCUAAAUAAUCCCAUAAUGGCACGAAGACGCAGUGACAAUGUGGAACGUUCAAUGACAGAGUUGGAGAUCCAGAUGAGGCGAGGAACUCCAGAGAAAUGUAUCCUGCUCUCCCACAGCGCCCCGUCAGUGCAAAUGUUCUACGCACUUAGAAUGAGACUUGAAUCAAGCAGCGAGGUUUGGUUACAAGAGUUUCUGGAUCUGGAUGGCCUUCAAAGUCUACUGGCCUCCCUCUGUCAAAUGACCGGCCGGGGUUUCACAAGUUUCUCCGAUGCCAUCUUUCAGUUGGACUGCAUAUCGUGCAUCCGAAACAUUCUGAACACCCAUGUAGGACUUGAUUUCAUGGUCAGAAACGACGGGUAUACCUCAAAGCUAGCUCUGGCUUUGAGCAUCAGCAACACAUUACCUAAGAAGCAGAUUCUAGAGAUGAUGUCAGCUGUUUGUGCCUACAGUAACCUAGGUUACCAGGCAGUCCUCACCGCACUCAACACCUUCAAGAAAGAAAUGGACCAGACUCAUCGCUUCAGCAUUAUCAUCAAUGAGCUCAAGUCGGCGGAAACCGUGUCCUACAAGACGGCCAUACUGACCUUCAUCAACAGUGUUAUCAACUGUACUGCAGAUGUGGUGGAACGUAACCGUCUCAGGAAUGAAUUCAAUGGACUGAACUUGCUUGACAUACUAUCAUUUCUGAGGAAAGAGGAGGGUGAUGAUGCCCUUCACCUACAACUUCAGGUAUUUCAUGAGAAGAAGCAUGCUGAUGAAGAAGUGCUGUACCAGGACCACUUUGUGGACUUUAACAGUCCCGAGGACCUCGUGGAUCUCAUACAGAGCAAGAUAUUUGGAACUCCAAAGAUGGUCUCUUUUGUGAACAUCCUGCAAGAUCUAUUGGCGAUAGACAGCGUCUACAACAAAAACAGCACAAAGCUUUGGAAAAACAUUGACAACCUGGUUCACCAAGCCAUUCAUACCUGUGGUUACGACGAAGUUAUGUCUUCCUCCAAGAAUGACAAGCUGACCCUUGACCUUUUACCCGAUGACUGUGACCUUGGCCUUCAGUACAUAACCAACUACCAGCUGCAGUCAGAUUUUGUGCCAAAGAUGAUGGUCGGGUCAAUGACAAAGUCGACUGACAUCAAGGGUAUGUCACAGUUGAAUUCGUCCAGUCCGCUGUCGAUGAACCGGGACCACAAAUGUGAAAAUGAUACUGGGGUUGAGUUGACCAACAGCAGCGAUGAAAGGUCAAAGGUUGCCUACAGAACUAGUAUGCUGGAGUCAAUGGACCGUAGCCAUUACGAUAACGUUUUUAUUACGGAAAAGGAGUUGAGCAUUGUUGCUGACACGCCUACAAACAAGUCCGCACUACAGCGCAGGUACCAGAUCAAGAAGGUUCCCACUCCUCAGCCACGCAAGACAUUAAAACACCUCUCCUGGCUCAAACUGGAGGACAGUACUGUUGACCUACAUAAGGACAGUGUCUGGAUGGUGUCUGGAGGGAACCAGCGUGUGUCACCAGACUUUGAUGAUUUGGAGCGACUCUUCCAGGUGCAGGAACGACACAAUGAAGACAUGAAUGAGGUGAUCAUACUGAGCCCACAGACACGUAGAAACCUAAACUUGUUCCUGGGUCGGAUGGAGAUCAGUGCUGAGGAGCUGAUACAGAGUCUGGAGUUGGGAAACUCUGUGGUCGUCAAUGUGCCAACCCUUCGAUACCUUCUCCAAGUGCUGCCUCAACCCCAGGAGAUCACCACACUACAGUGCUUUGGCGGUCAGAGACACGAGCUCGGAAUGCCAGAACAGUUUGUGCUUCUCCUGGCUGACAUCCCUGACUACGAAAUCCUCAUUCAGGGUCACCUGACCAAGGCAGAGUACACUUCAAGCCUCCAGAAACUGAAGAGCUCGCUAAAUGUGAUGAUAAUGAUGUGCAAAAAGAUCAUGCAGAAUAAUGAACUUAAAGAAUUUUUACACUUUGUCCUGCUGAUCGGUAACUUUCUAAAUCAUGGAUGUCUGCAUGGAGAUGCUAUGGGAUUUAAGAUGUCGAGUCUGGAGCGCCUCCUGGAUGUAAAGUCUGCCCUGCCCAACCGGUCACUGCUCCACCACAUUAUCAAGAUGGCCGAGGAGAAGGACAAAGUCAUGCUGAAGUUCAUUGAUGACCUGCUCCCUCUAGAAAAGGCAGUCAGUUCCUCGCUGUACGACAUGAAGGGGGAGAUCUCCAAGUUUAACAAACAGCUGUGUUCCUUUGUCCAACUUUUGGCGUCAGGUGACCAUCGGAUGAAGACCAGAUUCCACUCUUUCAUUGAGGAAGUGAAGGUGGAGCUACGGGACAUCCAGACAUCCACCAACACACUGCGGGAGUCCACACAGCAGUUGGCUGACUAUCUGUGUGAGGACCUCGGCCAGUUUGAGCUGGAGACCACUCUGAAGUGUCUACAUACAUUCUGUAAACAAGUCAGGAAAUGUCAGAAGGAAAAUGAAAGUUUUCAGAAGCAGACACAGUUGGCAAGAAAGAAAACGGACAUGAAAUGCUUGACAAAGAACAGAUUGCUCUCUUUGGAGUUUGGUAAAGAUGCAGGGGCAAGCUCCUCUAUGAUGGAGGACAGGAACAAAAUCCUGGAGAAGAUACUGGAUGACCUUCACCGUGGUAACUUCCGCCCAACUGUGACACUGGAGGUUCACACCCCCGACACGGACAUCGACCCACUGGAGUUCAGCGACAUCAGUUUUGUCGGCAGCCCCUUUCCUAUGCGGCCUACUUGUGAAGCCAUGGAGGAAGACUUCCUCACCCCGCCAAGCAAAACUGUUGGACCUCGCACAAGUUCAGAGGCUGACAUACUUGCAGAAGAAUCACAGCAGGAUAUUACAUUAGAGUUCUCUAAAGAUUACAUCGAAAACUAUGAUGAGGAACCCAAAAACUGGGUGGUAGCCAAAAGUCUAGUGGACAGUUUAGAACCCAUAUCAGACCGUCACCUGGACAUGGUGAAAAAACAGACCAAACACCAGGGACACAAUCGUAGUCGGAGUGACCUAGCUACUUCCAUUCUAACAACAGAAAAAUGGAUGAAGUAUGAGGAGAUACGACACCAGGAAUCCCUGCACGAAGACAUUGAAGCUCCUUUGGCCGAACCCGAGAGUAUGUGUGCUAUCUCAACGUUAAAUCUGGAAAAUCACGGACGAUUUGUCGACAGGGAUGAUGUGAAAUUAUUUGAGGAACAACAGAAGGAGAUGAAGGAGGAUAAUGUAUGUUCCGUAGAAGAGGGGCCAAUCUUGAAGUUGCCACUCUCUGAACUUUUACCAGACAUGAAAAGCCUUAUGGAUACUAAAGAGAUGUCGUGCAAAAGGCCAGAGAAAAGGUCGUCUGUUAGUAACUUUUUCAACAAAAUAUCGCGUGCAGUACUAAAACCAAAGAAUGUCUACAGUACUCCCGGAUCUGCUGUGUCCUCUAACACAAAGAGUCAGAAAGAUGGCUUCCGAAUGUUCGGGCGUAGGAAGACAACAUCGUCGUUAACAUCAGAUAACAAAGAGAACAUAAUUGUGGCCGAGCGCAUGUCCCAAAGAUUAUCCUCGGUCGAUAAAAAGUUUGCUGUACAAGAACUCCGAAAAAUUAAACACAACAAGCUGAGAGCCUCAAAAGGAAAAUAACUACCGUAGAUAUUUAACAAUUUUUGUCUUAUUACGCUUCUAAAAGAAGGGGAAGGAACUCCCCCAGGGAUGCAGGUUGUCAUGAAAUAGCUACCACAUUUGUGUUCAGAAUAAGAAUUAUACCUCGUGUGUUUGUGGAAUAUAACUUUGUUGCUCAAAUGUGCAAUUUUCAGUUUUUGGUUUGCAGUAUCAGAACUGUCUGGUACAUGCUUAUUAGAAUGUCUUCAGAUGCAAAUAUUUUCCAAAACAAUUUCUUUGCUAUAAGUAUAACUUCAAGCUGUGCUUGCAUGCAGGGAGAUAAAAGGGUACAGCUAGACGUAGUCGGAAUUUUGUAACUGGAGGCAUUUCUGAACCGAAAAAAUCCAACAAUAGUAUAUUUGCCUUAAGAAGGUGUACAUGUAGACAGUUUGGAUCACUGCAUUUUGUUUGCAAUUAAUAAGUGCUCAAUUUAUUUUCUUAAAUCUGAGAAUGUUUUUCGUGGUUUCAUGAAGCUUUUGCUCACUAGAAAUUUUAUUUGUGAGAAUGUGUUACAUUUGUACUUAUGUAAACCUGUUUAACCUGUCUUUUAUAGAUGAUUGUGUAUAAUUGUGUGUUUUGUGUAGCGGGGUAGAUGUAGUAGACAUAGGGCUUAAACGGCGUGGUUGAUUAUAUCAAAUACCGCUUGUGAUCAUCUAGUCAUUUUUUCUCAUAACAUUUGUUAAAAAUCUGUUCCUGCAAAAAAUAAUCACGGAUAAAUUAUUGGUUUAAGUUUAAUGUAAGGAGUUAUACUGUGAUAACUGUUUAGCAAUCAAAAGUUUUGUUUCAAUUUAUGCAUCUUACUAUGUGGACAACUUAACACAGAUUUUUGGAUUGUGGCGGAGUCGAUAUACAGUUAAAAUAUUAAAGCAUAAAUUGAUGUGGUUUUUUUUCCAAUCGUGUAGUACUUGUAAUAUGAAGAUGUUAAACAUUUUAAGAAAUUAUUUUAAAUUAACUUGAUAUGAAAUCAAAAGGAUUGUUUCCAAGUUGUGCAGUAUUUGCGUUUAUAUAGUUAUCGUCAGUGAAUAUGUACAUAAUUACGGUAAUGUUUGUUAGAAUACUGUAUACCGGGAAAGUUUCGCUGCAGUUUAAUUUUCGCCUUUUGCGAACAUUGUUAUAAAGUCAAAUUAUCAUUGCAGCGAAUUUUCUUAAUAAGCAUAUAUAAUAAACAUAGUUAUUAAAUUUGAAUGGCAAAAAAAACACUUUGCGAAAACUGAUUUCAUGAGCGAAAGGCGAAAGUUUUACUGGGUGAAAAUUUCCCGGUAUACAGUGGUUGUUUUUACAUGAUAGUCUUUCACACACUAGGUGCUUUCACUUACCUUUGUUAUCUGUAGAGUAGAGUUUGUACAAUAUGUGAUAAUAACCUGUCUUGUUCACAUCACAUUCCGAUCAUUCCAUUUUUUUUCAUAUUUUUUUUGCAUAUUUUGUAUUAAAAAACGAAAACUUGGCACACAUUUCCUAGCAAUGGCACAUAUUUCCUAGCUCUCUACCCCCAUCUUAGAAAAUAACUUGAUAUUGGUCAUGAAGCUAUUUGUAGAAAGUUUUUUUUGGCUUUUUUAUAUGUAAAGGAACUAUUAAUGAAAUGAAAGGUUUCUCUUUGUAAAAGUGUGAUAGGGUUUUAACAUUUU